Molecule: messenger RNA, 933 nt
Organism: Hyaloscypha bicolor E
Lineage: Eukaryota; Fungi; Ascomycota; Leotiomycetes; Helotiales; Hyaloscyphaceae
Product: carbohydrate-binding module family 18 protein
Exons: 2
Coding region: 1-933 (310 amino acids)
Molecular function (GO): chitin binding
Source: RefSeq, a predicted model, not a curated record
AUGCCGCCAACACCGAGCUCAACGGGAGCAAUGUGUGGUGCAGGCGUGGAUCUCUCUUGCCAAGACAGUGGCUUCGGCAACUGCUGCGGAUCUGAUAAUACAUGUGGCCACGAUGCGAAUCAUUGUGGUACUGGUUGUCAAAUUGGCUUCGGAUUCUGCACAAACAUAUCAAAUGAUGGUAGUUGUGGUAACAAUGUGACUUGCCUAGGCAGUGUGUUUGGAAACUGCUGCUCCGAAUUCUUUUUCUGUGGAUCUGACUCAAGCUUCUGCGGAACGGGUUGUCAACCUGACUUAGGACUUUGUACUCAACCAAGCUCGACAGUCUCAAUCCCUUCAUCAAGUACAUCUGUGUCUUCUACCGCUGUUCCCUCUGCAUCGGGUGCUUGCACAUUCACACCCGGCCUUGGCGACACAACACUAGCCAGCAUCCCAGCCCCUGCGGUCUACAACUCCUCGGGCAUAGUCUACUCAUUUGGAUUUAUUAACAGCAACGUCGGCGCUCUGGCCUACGCGACUUACAACCCAUCUGCGAGUGCUACAGACCAAUUCGCCUUCUACCAAGUAUCAACUAACAUCGCCCCGCCCACCAUCGGCUGCGCAUCAUUCGGCUACCUCUACCAGGUUGACUCCGGCCUGUGCGUUACGGCCAACAAAACUGGAAACGCAUAUCCAGAUUUUCAGGGGGCGGACAUGGCGCUAGAGCCCUGUUAUUCCUGCAGUACCACCGGGGGCCCGCCACAAGAGCAACUGUUUUGUACAGAUGCUUACACUGUCGGUGUCUUUGAUCCGUAUCAAUGCGUGCUGUUCUUUGGAGAUGCGACAUUCCCGGAUAGCUUUUAUGGGCCGACGUAUGGGCCUGGGCCCGCUCCUGCAGAGUCGACGGUUCUACUCGAUGGCCAGGAAUGCAUUUUCCUUCUAUUUCCUUCCCCCUAA